AAAUGAUGGGAGGACAGCUGCUGUUGCUACAAAAAGUCUCUUUGGACUUGCACCCAACUUUCACAUGAUUCAUUUGUCAAAGUUUUUGGGUGCAUUUAUGAACACAAAAUAGUCAACUCUGGAUUGGGCAUCGCCAAAAGAACCAUGACCUGAUCUUAAAAACUAUGGCUAAACUAUGGAGCCUCCCAAUGUACAUCACAGUAUCAGUGGUGGCUUUCGCGGUGUCGAAGAUGAUCAUGGCCUUCCUCUGCUACCGUCGAUGGAAACGCAAGCAAAUGGUCGUUCAAGACACAUUCACAGGCGGGAAGCUCGUGAUGUUCCCAUCAGCCACGACUAAGUCCCUAAAACCAACCAUCUUCUUGAAGAAGACGAUGAAGCUGAGCAGCAAGGACGUGAUCGGCUCUGGUGGAUACGGCACCGUCUACAAGCUCGUCCUAAACGACGUCGUCUCCUUCGCUGUCAAAAGAGUCCACCGGUCGAGCGCUGACCACGACCGAAGCUUCGAGAGAGAGCUCGCCGCCAUGGGCGACAUCAAGCACCGCAACAUUGUAGCCCUCCAUGGAUACUACACCGCGCCACAGUACAAUCUCCUCAUCUACGAGCUUAUGCCGGCCGGCAGCUUGUAUGCGCUCCUCCAUGGGACUAAUAGUAUGGGGAAUAAGAUGGUUUUGGAUUGGCCGAUGCGACGGCGAAUAGCGAUCGGAGCUGCGAGAGGGAUAGCUUACCUGCAUCACGACUGCAUUCCGCAUAUAAUUCACCGCGACAUAAAGUCGAGCAACAUAUUGCUGGAUCAUAAAAUGGAGGCACGGGUGUCCGAUUUCGGGCUAGCUACGUUGUUGGAGCCUGAUAAGACUCAUGUCUCCACAUUAGUUGCCGGAACCUUGGGAUAUUUGGCACCAGAGUAUUACGAGACAGGGAAAGCAACAGCGAAGGGAGACGUGUACAGCUACGGCGUCGUAUUGCUGGAGCUUCUCACGGGGAAGAAGCCAAACGACGAGACGUUUGUGGAAGAGGGAACUAAGCUAGUGACUUGGGUUAGAUCGGUUGUUUUGGAGAAGAAAGAGGAGCAUGUGAUGGAUGGGAGGCUGACGGAGUGCGAAUGGCCGGCGGUGGAGGAAGUAAAGCAUGUAUUUAGCAUAGCAGUGAUGUGUCUGGAGACAGAGCCAACCAAGAGGCCAACAAUGGCGGAAGUAGUGAAGAUGCUGUGUUAAGUUAUCAGAGGAAGGAAGGAAGGAA
Molecule: messenger RNA, 1236 nt
Organism: Andrographis paniculata
Lineage: Eukaryota; Viridiplantae; Streptophyta; Magnoliopsida; Lamiales; Acanthaceae
Product: receptor-like serine/threonine-protein kinase At1g78530
Exons: 5
Coding region: 165-1211 (348 amino acids)
Biological process (GO): protein phosphorylation
Molecular function (GO): protein kinase activity; ATP binding
Source: RefSeq, a predicted model, not a curated record